AUGAAAAUCGUCAUCAUCGGCGCGGGCAUCUCGGGAUGCACCGCCUACCUCUUGCUGAAAAAGCACCUGCCCAAGCCUCUGUCGGCCGAACCGCACUCCAUCACCAUCUAUGAAGCCCACGACACUGACAAGGAUACGACCUCGUCAGACCGUGGCCACGGAGCGACCCACUCGUCGACGCUCGUCGUGGGCGGCGGCCUCGGCGUUGGCGCCAAUGGCCUUCAUGUGCUGAAGCGUCUUGACGAGGAUAUCCUCCUCGAUGUCGUCCGAGGUGGAUAUGUCGUGCCCACCAUGAUGAUGAAGAGCAAAAAUGGCACCGUCCUGGCUCGCCUACAACCCACGGGCUCACCCUUGUCCGGCGACGGAAGCGCAGCCAACGACAUGUGCAUGGUCGCAACCAGCCGCCACUCGCUUUGGCGAUGCCUGCGCCUGCGAAUUCCCGAUAGUGCCAUUGUGACCAAGCGAGUCGCCAAGGUGACCGCGAACCCCGACGGCCGCAACCUGGUCAGCUUCGUUGACGGGAGUCCGCCCGUCGAGGCGGAUCUCGUGCUUGGCGCCGACGGCUUGAAGAGCCUCACCAAGCACGCCUUGUUUCCGGAGGCAGACCAAGACCCCUUCCCUGCGCGCUAUGAGGGCCUCGUAGGAGUGGGCGGGUUCAUUCCCUCCUCCGACGUCAAGGGCCAUGUGGAAAAGGGUUCGAUGAACUUUGUCUUUGGUGGCAAUGGUUUUUUCGGCUACUUCUUUGCUGAGAAGCCAGGCAAAAGUCUCGCCUGGUGGUCAACCUUCACUGCUAACGAGUGUCCGACCCCGGGCACGCUUGACGUGGAGGCCGUCACGCAUCAGCUACGAGAACGCCACCAGGACUGGAAGGACCCCGUCGUGCAGAAAGUUCUCCGGUCCCUUCGCGUGGACAAUAUGUACCCGACCUGGACUGUCCCGCCGCUGCCGACGUGGGAACGUGAAGGAGUCGUCCUCGUCGGUGAUGCAGCGCAUGCCCUACCCCCAACCUCGGGACAGGGGUCCUCGCAGGCCCUGGAGGACGUAGAGGCCUUUGCCCUCUUCCUCGGCCACUAUUUGCGCAAGGCGUACCAGGAGCACAAGAUUUAUGACGCCAACAGCCGGAAGCAGGUCAUCAAAGUGGCUGCGAAGCAAUACAUGGAACUGCGCCUUCCCCGCGUCACCAAGAUCCUGCAAGAGGCCCAGACAAUGCAGAAUUCCAAGCGGGACAUGACUGUUUUCCAGGAAUACUUGAUGUAUAUUUUCUUGUGGAUUCUAGGAUGUUUCCCGGGCUUCAUGUCCAAGUCGCUCGCUGGCGUGGUCAGAUACAAUGUGGCCGAGGAGGCCAAGAAGGUACUCGGAAAGGCAGACUCGUAG
Hirsutella rhossiliensis is the source of this 1374-nucleotide messenger RNA. Its product is annotated as FAD binding domain-containing protein. The coding region runs from base 1 to 1374 and encodes 457 amino acids. The record is from RefSeq and is a predicted model, not a curated record. The transcript has 4 exons. Lineage: Eukaryota; Fungi; Ascomycota; Sordariomycetes; Hypocreales; Ophiocordycipitaceae. Gene Ontology annotation, molecular function: FAD binding; monooxygenase activity.